Dovyalis caffra is the source of this 1530-nucleotide messenger RNA. NCBI's taxonomy places the organism in Eukaryota, Viridiplantae, Streptophyta, Magnoliopsida, Malpighiales, Salicaceae. The record is from the annotation of a GenBank genome assembly.
AUGGCCAUUUGCCGUUCUGUUUUCUUUUAUUCCCCACUUCUUCAUCGUCCUCCCCACCACCACCUUCUCUCUAAAUCCACUUUUUGCCUCCCAAAAUACCCUUCUAAGUUCUCUAAAUCGACCAACCUGCCACUCCACGGCCAAAACCCGAGACCUCACUUUACAUCAUCAAUGGAAUCACCUCCUGGAGGUUACAGAAAAAAUGUUGGCAUUUGCCUGAUAAAUCCAUCAAAGAAGAUUUUUGCUGCGUCAAGGUUGGACAUACCCGAUGCUUGGCAAAUGCCACAGGGUGGUAUUGAUGAGAGUGAAGAUCCUAAAGUUGCAGCUAUCAGGGAACUAAAAGAGGAGACGGGGGUUAGCUCAGCAGAAGUUCUUGCUGAGGUUCUUGUUGGGCAUUCCGUGGUAGGUUUACUAACUUCAUUGAAUUUGCAGACGCCUUCUUGGUUGACAUAUGACUUCCCACCAGAAGUCAGGGAAAAACUUAAACAUCAAUGGGGAUCUGACUGGAAAGGUCAAGCACAGAAGUGGUUUCUCCUUAAAUUCACAGGGAAUGAGGAAGAGAUCAAUCUAUUGGGUGAUGGCACAGAAAAACCUGAGUUUGGCGAGUGGUCAUGGAUGUCACCAGAACAAAUAAUCGACAGGGUAGAUGUUCCUGUCUUACUGUUUCUUAUCUUGCUUUUGGCACAAAACAUGCAGAAAAAGGAUAGCCAAUUUCAGCUCCCUGGCAUUUGCCGGAGGCUCUUCAACUUCUUCGUGAACAACUUUAUCGCUCGUCCCUUUAAUCACAUUUCAGGCCGUGCAGAUGCAGUGUCUCGUAGCUCAACAGAGGGACCUGUAGAUGACUCUUUGACGAAUGGAGUGGACGAACAUCAGGUACCCUUGAUACUUAAAAGAACUAACAGAGAAAAAAAGCUGCAUCAUCAGGAUCAAGAAAGGUCAAAAGAUACUGGUUCAGGAUCUGAAAUUCAGGUUCACUUAAAGCAAACCGAAGAAGAAUUGGAGCAUUGGAUUCCUGUUGACAACCUCGGCUCUUCGGUCCACGAACCAGUGGAAAGCAGCCUGAAAAUUAACGACGGUGAUCAGCCGAAAUCGAAGAAAGGUGACAGAAUCCCCAUCUCUUUAUCAGAAAAGCGACAGCUCCCUGGUUACAGGGUGGGUAUACAGAAAAGGAAGAAGGUCACCGAGCCACCCCAUGACAAGGAGGAGCUCCCCCGAGUUCAGGUGAAUGGUAUUACUACUCGAGGGAAAGCCGAGCAAGAGACAGACUCCAAUGCGAGCGCCAUGACUCGAGGUAGAGGUCCGAAAAAGUUUGUCACCAUACAGGACAGCAAGGUAGAAGAUAGAGCUAAGAAAGGUAAGAACAUAAUUAGUGAAAAUUCGACGCUAGCAAGAGAGCAUGAGGCAAAGGAGGUGUUUCCAAGGCAUCUCAUAAGUGUGGCCUCGAACAUCAACGAGAAAUCAGAUGCAUUUAUCCAAAGAAAAAAGGAAGCCAUGAGAAGAAAUCUUAGCUUGGAACGAAAAAAACCCUAG